Messenger RNA from Corylus avellana, 758 nucleotides. The record is from RefSeq and is a predicted model, not a curated record. NCBI's taxonomy places the organism in Eukaryota, Viridiplantae, Streptophyta, Magnoliopsida, Fagales, Betulaceae.
CUCCCUCGCUAAAACCACUAUAUAGUAUAUGAAUCGCUCUGCCCCCACUUCUUGGCUUUCCCCGUUAACAUUCGUCGUACACAGUAAAACCCCGCGGGCUUCCCUUCAAAGAGUUUUGGAAGAUCGAAGAGCUGGGAUUAGGAUUACAAGAAGCACAGGCGGGCAUAUAGAAUCCGUGAUCCUGUGAGCCAUGAAUGCCAGAAGAGACUACCGUAACAAUAGAGCUGCUCUUUUUGAUGGAAUCGAGGAGGGUGGCAUCAGAGCCUCAGCUUCUUACUCCUCUCAUGAAAUUGAUGAGCAUGAUAAUGAAAGAGCAGUAGAUGGAUUGCAAGAUAGAGUCAUUUUGCUGAAGAGAUUGUCAGGUGAUAUAAAUGAGGAGGUGGACAGUCAUAAUCGCAUGCUGGACAGAAUGGGUAACGAUAUGGAUUCAUCAAGGGGAGUCUUGUCAGGAACCAUGGAUCGUUUCAAGAUGGUAUUCGAGACCAAGUCAAGCCGGAGAGUGUUUACACUUGUGGCAUCAUUUGUUGUGAUUUUCCUUGUCAUAUACUAUCUCACUAGGUAAUCAAUCUUUGAUGUAUUUGAUGCCAGCUUCUUACCUUUAUGCUAGACUGGGAAGACUCGUUUUCACUACAUUACUGUACUCAAUGUUACUCACCGCCUGUAGGGUAUUUGCAUGUCAUAGUAAAGAUUCCUCCAUGUAUUGAAUAGUUGUUGAACCCAUGGCAUGGUUGCCCGUUAAUAUGCCGUUUGCAUCACAA